Messenger RNA from Talaromyces atroroseus, 570 nucleotides. RefSeq lists its product as hypothetical. The record is from RefSeq and is a predicted model, not a curated record. NCBI's taxonomy places the organism in Eukaryota, Fungi, Ascomycota, Eurotiomycetes, Eurotiales, Trichocomaceae. Gene Ontology annotation, molecular function: fatty acyl-CoA hydrolase activity. Bases 1 to 570 code for a protein of 189 amino acids. The transcript has 6 exons.
AUGCCUACCAACGAUAGGCAAGCAAACCAGCCCAGUAAGCAGGACGUUACGGAGGCAAUAGAAUGCUUCUUGGAGCUGUACAAACAACUCGUCGUCGAGAAAGAUUUCAAAGGAUACGACGGCAAACUUCUAAUAAAAGACAUUCGAUUUAUCGACGCCGAUCCAUUGGGUUCGUCUUCCUGGGACUUGACGGUCGAUGAGACAUGGUGUAAUAUGAAUAAUGUUCUGCACGGAGGUGCCUAUGGAUUGAUAUUUGACAUGUGCACUGCUAUUACGAUGCAGACUGUUUCCCGCCCUGGAUAUUGGGAGUUCCUAGCUGGCGUGACUCGGGCGUUGAAUAUCUCCUAUCUAAAGGCCGUUCCACUGGGCACCACGAUACGUAUCAAGUGCCAAAUCGAGCAGCAUGGCCGUACAAUGGCCUUGAUCAGCGCCUAUCUGGAGUCCCUUGACGGAAGUAUCAAGUAUGCAACAGCAGAACAUCACAAGGUCCAUGUUCCGGCAAUAAAAGAGGCGGCAGCUAGGUUAGAAGCCAUGAAAGCCGCUCGACGAAGAGAACGGCUGAAACUGUAG